CGAAGCUUUACAGGAAUUCAGCAUGGUGCGCCCAGGGGACAAGGUGCUGGUCUGCCUGUCGGGCAGCCGCGAGUCGUUGGCGUUGCUUCACACCAUGCACCAAUACCAGUUCUACGCUCGCUCUAAAGGGACGCACUUCAGUAUUGGUGCACUAUUCGUGCAUGAAGAUAAAUCCGAGGUGGAUCCCCUUCACCUCAUGGCGUACUGUAGAACUUUAGGAGUUAAGUUCAUAUACCAAGACAAGUUGGAUGACAUCGACAGUGAAAGACGUAGCAACUCGAGCAAAGUUGCGGAGCUCCACCGUUGGUCUUCGCAUGCUACACGGCGGCGCGCCUACGCCGCGGCGCGUGCACACGGCUACGGCGUAGCGGCCGUAGCACAGAGUUUAGACCAUGCCGCGCGAGCGUUCUUAGCCGCUGCGCUACAUGCCGGAACACUUGCUACGAUAAAGGCACACUACAGAAUCAGAGAGCACGAUAUCCGCAUCAUCCGACCGUUCAUUUACGUGCGCGAGCGAGCGCUGCAAGCGUUUGCGCGCGCGCGCAUGUUGCCGGAUUUCCGUGCGCGGGAGCAGUCUCCGCCGCUCAGUCCGCGCAGUGAAGACAGCACGGACGAGACAGGAAAAAAUCAGCACAUCGAGCGAUCAGUGUCAGAGCCGUGUGGUGCUAAGGAGAAAAUGGCUGUACGAAGAUCAAUAGAGGAGAUUGGGGAGCCUUUGGAAACUGCCAGAGACCUGCUGCUCAGUCAAGAACAGUCGCAUCCCUACAUCUUCAACAGUCUGAAGAAUGCUUUACAUCCGCUGAUUAGCGCAAGAAACAUUGAGAAAGAUCUGAAGGAGCACAGACACAGGAAGAAAUCAGUGAUUCAAAUGAAGAACGGAGCGCCCGUGUACGACUCCGAGGAAGGGACAGAAGAAGAGCCGGUGCCAUAGACAACUGUCAAAACUCCGCCAAAAUUUACGUCAUUAUUGAUUAAUGUUUAAUUGUUUAUGUCGUGUCCUUAAGACUUUGUGAUGAUUACUCAGUGAUGAUUAUUGUGAUGAAACAUGAUAAUUAAAGCGUUGUAUACUGUUACGUAAUAUGUGUACUUUGUUGUGGUAAAUGUUGAAAGGCCAUAAUGAAAAUUACGUACAAUGUACGUGAAAAAACUUCAGAGUUAUUUACUUUUGAGAGAACAUUAGACUCGAGUUUUCCUAAAAGUCAAUGAAAAUAUUUAAUGCCAGAUACCUACACCAAAUAAGGUUGUAGACCUGUUUAACUAGUUACUCAUUCAAAAAUAAAUGGUCUGCAUUCUUAUCUCUUCUGAUAAUACAUCUAGGAAUGUUAUGUUGAGAGAGAAUAAUAAAAUCAAUCAUUAGCAUAGUUAAUAAAUCUUACAUUGUAAAAGCACAUGAGAUAUUGAGAACAUAAAUUAAAAUGAAAUAAAGUGUACAAAAUUGUUAUGCAAAAGAUAUUUUUUCUCUGAAGUAUAUGAUUCUAAAGUUAUAAUUGAUAUUUUUGAAUAACUGUGGAAUUGAGAACAAAGUGCAUUUGUUAGAGUCUGCUAUGAAUUAAUGUGUUUACGAUUAUUAUAUUUUUUAAAUGGUGUCGUGAAAUUGUUUGAAAGAAAAUUGUGUGUACAAUGCGGCCUAUUUAUUCUACCGUGUUAUUAAUUAAGUUAUUACAGAAUAAAUGUAUGUAAUAAAGUAUUUCUGACGAUUUCAUACUUAUAUUCGCAAUGCAAACUUCGGUUACGUCUCUGGGUUAACAAUUGUUACCUAUUCAUUUAUUAAGCAUCAGUAGAUUGUUUCUGAAUACCCGUAUAUUUUACUAAAAUAUAAAAAAAUAGGUAUUUAGAGUUGUUGUUAAAAAAUAAUCAAUUAUUAAUAUUAUAUAUUUUGGAUUAUUUUUUUAUUAAUGGUAUAGGUAAUUUUAAGUCACCAGAGAGGUUAAUUGCUGCGUCAGAAAAAAUUGGAUGAUAUUAUCUAUUUAUCGUUAAAACAAAAGAUAUUAAACGUAAUGGUUGUAACGUUUUACAAAUGUUGAAGUCUUGGAGAGAUUAAUUCAGUUAUCGAUCGUUAACAGAGUUAAAAUAUGAAUAUUUAUGGACAUAUAUUAUAUUUUAGACCUCGGUUCUGACAAAGUCAGCGAUUGUAGUUAUUUAUUGUUAAUUAGACCAUUCUGUUUCCUGAUAUGAUUGUUGAUUAAAAGCAGAGAGAUAAUGUUAGCGGGCGGCAGUAAAUUCAUAUUUUUUAUUUGACAUCGAAAGAUGACACCGCCAUGACACCAAGCUAGAUUAUUACACCAUAACAAUUGGCCGUUCGAGUAGUAUUAAUUAAAAAACAAUUCGUGCGUCAAAUUGUUGUAGAGUGAUAUGUAAGUUGAUGGUAGAUUUUGUAAUGGCAACAUCAACGUUCACGUUCCAUUUUGGAAUACAUUUUUUAAAAGUCGAAUUUGGAAUGUGGCUGCUGAUGUGAGACUGAUUUCGGAUUAGUUAGUGUAAAACCAUUUUUAUAUUUUCCUUGUAUAACUAACUUCGAAACUACUUAUUAUAUAGCCUUUUAUGUUUUUUAUAUAGUUUUUGCUGUUGAAGUUUAGCAGUUAUAUUUUUCAUUGCUAAAUGUCAUAAAAUUCCUAUAAUUAGGAUACGUAUGCUAAGUUGUAAUAUUGAAAUACAAAGAAGUCCCAUAAUAAUUGCUUCCAUGAUAAUUGUAUUCAUAUACAUUUUGUCGUAAAAUAAAAAUGUUUAAUUAAA
This is a messenger RNA of Amyelois transitella, 2733 nucleotides long. Its product is annotated as tRNA-cytidine(32) 2-sulfurtransferase-like. Lineage: Eukaryota; Metazoa; Arthropoda; Insecta; Lepidoptera; Pyralidae. Bases 23 to 931 code for a protein of 302 amino acids. The transcript has 7 exons. The record is from RefSeq and is a predicted model, not a curated record.